AUGGACGGAAAUAUAUUUGAACAACCAUUGACAGCCGAGUCAUUGCAACAAAUUUUAACCUUUUUCAAGAAAAAUGGUUUAACGGAAUCCGAAGAAGCAUUGUCGAGAGAAGCUGCAACCGUUUUGCGUCUUUCGAAAGAUGGUGUCGAUGGCGAUACUAACAAUGACUCUAUCAUGCGCGAAUUUUCGACGCUUCUCAGUCAUAUUGAUUCUUCUUUUGAUAAUUUCCGAGCAGAACUAUCCGCUUUAAUAUUUCCGGUAUUUGCGCAUUUAUAUAUACAGCUUAUUGCCGAGGGUCGUAGUUUACAAGCGGCUUUAUUCGGAGAAAAAUUUUCUCGAUAUGUACCUUCAAUGUAUGAGGAACAGACAAAAUUGCUUACCCGCAUUUCUACUCAUAGCCAAGCUGUUAAUCAUGCAUUGGUUCAAGCUCUCACGAAGAAUCAGUUUGUUGUUCGCAUAUCAAAAUCAGCAAUCAAACAGCUGGAACCUUUUUUAACUCGAAAUAGUACUGUUCGAGAUGUGAUGCGAGAUCAUUUGCAUAUUGAAGCAAUUGAUGGUUCGCGAACAAAAUCUGCUACUGAAGCUAGCCUGGGAGGUAUUCUUGGUCAAGUCAGCAAGCAAGAAAGACGACACAAAAUGUUUUAUGGAACAAUAAAAGAAGAUUUCUCAACACAACUGGGCCUCGAAAAGAAACGACCGAAAAUUAAAGAAAGAAAUGAUAACAAAAAAAAGGACGCAAAUGGACCUUCACCUGAUCGAAUACCUCUGCCAAUAGCCAGUGAAAAGAGAUAUAUGAAAGAAUCGGGUAAAAAAAUGCGCAUUUCUGUUGACACACCGCCAUCUGUAUGCCUUUACACUGUGCUCAACUCUCCUGGUGGUCUUACAGCAUCUGAUGUUGCUGAAGACAGUGAAGCUUUGGCAUUGGGUUUUGGAAAUUCCAGAAUACAGGUUCAUGCAUUAAAUGAAGAAAAGUUUCGGCCAUACAAAAAAAUCGACCAGUUGGAAUUGAUAGAGCAAGAAUCUGAAGAUGCACUGGAUCAGGUUUACGAUGACUCAGAAGCAUCAACAUCGCUUAUUUUUCAAGGUCAUAACGGACCAGUUUACUCGUUAUCAUUUUCUCCUGAUAAACGCCUAUUGCUUUCAUCCUCACGAGAUGGAACAGUUCGUUUAUGGAGUCUCGCUGUCCGUAGUAAUGUUGUAGUAUACAAGCAUGCUGCACCAAUUUGGGAGGUGCAAUUCAGUCCACGUUCCUAUUACUUCGCGACUGGUAGUGCCGAUGGUGCUGCGAUGCUCUGGACAACUGAUCGAUUGCAACCGUUGCGCAUUUUUUCAGAUGCAUUGUCAGAUGUCACCUGCAUCGAUUUUCAUCCAAAUUGUAAUUAUUUCGCAGGUGGUAGUGAUGAUCGUUAUGUGCGUGUUUGGGAUGUAUUAUCUGGGACAUGUGUACGAUGUUUUGCAGGUCACAAAGGAUCUAUUCGAGGACUAAAGAUUUCGCCCUGUGGUCGAUAUCUGGCAUCAUUGGGAAGCGAAGGAUCUCUCGUUCUCUGGGAUAUGGCAUUACAAAAAAUGGUUUGCAUGCAGGAUGUCCCUGCACUUCCAUACCAGGUACCAGUAGAGUUCUCACGUGAUGGAGCAGCACUAACUGUUGCACGAGCCGAUUCAGCGUUGUCAUUUUAUUCUGUGGAUACGGUUACAGCUCAUUCAGGUUCACAGGAUCAUUUAAAUAAUGAUCCAAAGAUAAAUCCCAGCGGAUUUCAUCUGUAUUCAUACGCUACCAAAAACACAUCGAUCGUCGACUUGCAUUUCACGCGACGCAAUUUAGUUCUAGCUGUGGGCGCUUAUAGACAAUAA
Molecule: messenger RNA, 1851 nt
Organism: Brugia malayi
Lineage: Eukaryota; Metazoa; Nematoda; Chromadorea; Rhabditida; Onchocercidae
Gene: Bma-taf-5
Exons: 13
Coding region: 1-1851 (616 amino acids)
Biological process (GO): transcription initiation at RNA polymerase II promoter
Cellular component (GO): transcription factor TFIID complex
Molecular function (GO): RNA polymerase II general transcription initiation factor activity; protein binding
Source: RefSeq, a predicted model, not a curated record